CUCUGCCCCUUGCUUUUGGCUCUCUCUCUCUCUCUUUCUCAUUCUCUCUCGUGCUUUGAUCUCUGCUUAACAACAGUAACGUCACAGGGACUAUACAGGAGAGUUUUGUUGGAAGUUAGAAAGUUUUGCAGCCUCCAGAGGGCUGUAGCGGCAGUAGCAGAAGCAGCAUCCAAGGGACUCCUGGAAGGGGAAGAGAGAGAGCGAGCGAGCGACUGACUCAGUCCUGCUGCAGAGAACUGACUCGAGGCGACGGAGGCAGACAUGGAACAUCAGCUGCUGUGCUGCGAGGUGGAGACCAUCCGACGAGCCUACCUGGAUGCCAACCUCCUCAAUGACAGGGUGCUGCAGACAAUGCUCAAGGCGGAGGAGACCUGCUCGCCCUCCGUCUCCUACUUCAAGUGCGUGCAGAAAGAAAUCUUGCCAUAUAUGAGGAAAAUAGUUGCCACUUGGAUGCUGGAGGUUUGCGAGGAGCAAAAGUGCGAAGAGGAAGUUUUCCCCUUGGCUAUGAAUUACUUGGACAGAUUUUUGUCGUUUGAACCCCUCAAGAAAAGCCGGUUGCAACUGCUCGGAGCUACCUGCAUGUUUGUGGCUUCAAAAAUGAAGGAGACUAUUCCUCUGACCGCAGAAAAACUGUGCAUUUAUACAGAUAACUCCAUUAGACCCGACGAAUUACUGCAAAUGGAGCUGCUGCUGGUGAAUAAGCUGAAAUGGAAUCUGGCCGCAAUGACCCCCCACGAUUUCAUUGAACAUUUCCUCACUAAAAUGCCUCUGGCAGAGGACACCAAGCAGAUCAUCCGUAAACAUGCUCAGACUUUUGUGGCUCUGUGCGCUACAGAUAUUAAAUUUAUUUCAAACCCACCCUCCAUGAUCGCAGCUGGCAGUGUGGUAGCAGCUGUGCAAGGCCUGCAUCUGGGGAACACUAACACUUUCCUCUCCUAUCAAUGCCUCACACAUUUCCUAUCACAAGUUAUCAAAUGUGAUCCGGAUUGUUUACGAGCCUGCCAAGAACAGAUCGAGUCCCUCCUUGAAUCCAGUCUACGUCAGGCACAGCAGCACAACGUAUCUUCAGAAACAAAGACUGUAGAGGACGAAGCAGAUCUUUCCUGCACGCCCACUGAUGUGCGAGAUGUGAACAUUUAAGAGGACUUCUUCUUCUUCUAAUGGAUUUGCUUGGCAAGAAAAGUAGACAAAAAAAAAAAAGAAAGGGCAUCUGAGAAGGAAUCGGCGUCAGGAUCUCCCCCCCAGAAACCCUUUUCUCCAGGACAUUUUUAUACCAGAAGGGAAAACCAGUUCUUGUUAUAUUUUUUUCUCGCUCUGUCUCCCUUCCAUCUGUGACUUCAAACAAACAAAAUAAAACAAAAAGUACCCCAAAAACUGUCUUAAAAAAAAGAAAAAAAUAGUAUUUGCAUUACCCCCAGGGGUUUGUGCUACAAAAAUAGAGGAUUUUAUACAAUAAUAAUCAACUAGUUUUUAUAUUAAAGUGUUCUUGUCUGUAUGUUGUAAAAAUAGGCAUUAACACACAAAAUGUCUCCAGGGGAGGUAUUAGAUUUGAUUUCUUGCAUAUAAAACCAACCAACCAACCAUUUUUAAAGUAGAAGAGGGUUAUUUUUUUUUUUUUUAGAUAGUAAAUGAAAUAUUCUUUUUCUUUAAAAAGCAUAGCUUUAACGCAGUUCUAGGCUUUUCUGUAUCUUGCUUGCUUAUGCAUUUAGUCACUUUAUAAUUCAUCUGUAAAUGUUUAUUUUAUUUCCUUAGGUUUUUUUUUUUAUCCUCUUCACCUUAUAAAUGGUUAACGUAACCCAUAAGUUAGUCUAUGUUAGUAUGCAGCAUUAUUAUAUGUUAAUCUUUUUUUUUUUGUGCCUGUGGAUUGCCUGUGCAUAAGGCAUUUGUAGGGUUCCAGCUGAGCAUUGUUGGGAAAGGCCAAUGUACUACUCACACAGUACCCUAUUAUAAAGAGAAACCGAAAUAGUGACAUAAUAUAUUAUAUUUUUGUAAUCUUCCUAUUUUUGUAGUUACCUGUGUAAAAAUGCUGGUCUGACCCCACAGAUAUUCAGCCUAAUUAUGGUCAGGUUCAAUCCACAGUUCAGUCUUUUUUUUUUUUUUUUUUAUUUUGUUUGUCUGUAAUAUUCUAAAACCAUUCCAUUCAAAGCACUUUCAGUCCAUUAGAUAUAGGAAUUACAUUCUUUUAUUGUGUGGGAAUUUUAUUUUUUUUUUUUUUAAUGGAAUGGUUUGGAAAUAUAUAAAGUGCUUGUUGCAAACUUGGAAUUGCAAAGCAAGUGCAUUUAACUAUGGUGUUAGAGGAGAAGUGAUUUUCUUUUCCGAAGGUUGUGUUCCAGUGAGAGAAAUUGCAUUCACAAAUUGCCAGGAUAUCUUCCUAUCCUUUUCUAUAGAAAAGCUGAAGUUUAGAAUCCUUUGGUGCCAACUCAUCUUUAUAAAUUAGGGGCCUUAAAGGUUCACAUAUAGGACACGUAGUUUUAAGGAUUGUUCGCUAGAUGUUUUACAACUGAAGGUUUUUAAACACUAAAAUAUAUAAUUUAUAGUUAAGGCUAAAAAGAAUAUUUAUUGCAGAGGAUGUUCGUAAGGCCAGUAUGAUUUGUAAAUUAAUGCAAUCGCCCCUUUUGUUUUUAAAAAAAAAAAAAAUGAAAUCUUUCUACCCUUGAUGUUGCAGUUUUAACACGAGCUUAUUAAAGCAAAAAGGACACGCUUCAAAGAACAAACCCAAAACCAAGCAGUGCAUUUGGCCCCUUCCUUUCCAUUUUCAAAAGCAGUCUAACCAUGAAAAAAAAAAAACGCCAUAGUUAAUAGAUAUGAAAAUUGGAGUACUUGAAAGAAGUUUUUAUACCAGUAUAUGCCCCAUUAUUUUUUUUUUUUUAAAUUUAGCUACAAAUAGAAAAUUUGCACAUCUUGGCUAUGUAUCUUUUUAUUAUUAUUUUAGAAAGUAGCUGAAGGGACGUGGACAUAGCUGUUGAAGUUGAUGCUCGAGGAGAAUGUGAUGGUGAACUGUAUGUGAGAAAACUGCCGCUAAGGUGUUGAUUGUAAAAAAAAAAAAAAAAACAACAAAAAAACCCAACAAAACAGCAAAAAAACAAAAAAGGAACAAAAAAAAAAGGAAAAAAGAAAAAAAAUUAAAAGUUUAAAAAAAAAAAGAAAAAGAGAAAAGAAAAGGAGUGGAUGCUCCCUUUUUAUUGAGCUGCUAUGGAUAAAUUCCCAGCAUGGUUUGAAAAAAAAAUUAACAUUGCUUCUCUGUAUCUUUGUCAUUGUGUUUUGCUGCUAUUUUGUGGAUCAGUUUUUCUUUUUUUUGUUAUACAAUGUCAUAUACUGCCAUGUUAUAGGUUUUAAUUUUCUCAUAGAAAAUUAUAUUAUUGACAUCAUUUUUUUUUGUAGAUUUUUUUUUUAUGUGAUCAAUUUUUACUUAAUGUGAUUACUGCUCUAUUCCAAAAAAAAAAAAAAGGUUCCUGUUUCACAAUACCUCAUUACUUCAGUUUUUAACCGUGUCUAGACCAGGUUUUAAUGCUCCUACAGUGCCUCAUAGUUCUACUGCAAACGGAAAUGCAUCGAAUGGGUCUCGCGAUUUGCAACUAGGUUGCAUUAAUUUAAGAAACAGCAGACAUUUCAGAAGAUCAAGUCAUGUCAAGGGUUGUGGUUUUUUUUUUUUGUUUUGUUUUGUUUUUUGUUAUGCAUUUUAUAAAGCUGGAUUCCUUGUCUGAUCUGGGGUUUAUUAUCAUAGUAGUUUUGAGCUGUGUUAUUAGCCACAUUGAUAUAUGAAAGGUGCAUUAUAAUAUAACUCUUGUGUGCCACCUGAUGUGGUUUUCCCCUCGGCUGGGACACAUCAUUUGGUAUGAUAGGUUAUCUUCUGGAACUCUAAGUAUUUUGUGUGUUUAAUCUGUUAUGAUAUACUAGGGAGGUUUUUUUUUUUGUUUGUUUGUUUGUUUCGUUGUUUUUUUUUUUUUAAUUAUAGCAUAAUGCUAAUUUAAAAAGCCUGUAAAUCUCAUAAAUAAGCCAGCUAACAGAGUUGUAUGCUGAAGAAUAAUCUAGCUGUUGCCUGUAUGCUGCUAAACCAAAACAGAAUUAGAACUCAUUUUGAGGCAAAUGCAGUUAAGAUCCUACAUAGUGCAUAAAUAAAGCAUUGCAAUGCUACUAGCAGUCGCAGGACCCAGGAGGACUGGAUACAUUCUGUCCAAAUUUCAGGAACAUUUCUUACUGCUUACCUCAUAAAACACUUCUGUUCGUGGCAUCUCUGUGUCUCUGAACCAAACCUGAUACUGUCGAGUUAGUGCUUGUGGGGUUAUAUUAUGUUGUUACACUGAGUGGCAGUGUGUACUGCAAGUUUCUUUUUAAAAUAUUCUUAUGUACUUAAAAAAGGCCAAAUCCAGAUUAAGUGGGUUCACGUGCCAGCAGAGAUGCUUUAUUUGUCACGUUAUUAUAACAAUCUGUAGUAAGCAAAGCAAUUCAGAUUUGUACUUUUUUUUUUUAUAUUGUACUUAUUGGCAUCACUGGUCUGAAAUGCACAUUUUCACCGACAGACCUGUAACAGACAAGUUUCCAGCAACAAAAAAAAAAAAACUAAAGUCUAGAAAUAAAAUUGGUAAAACCCAA
Molecule: messenger RNA, 4593 nt
Organism: Pseudopipra pipra
Lineage: Eukaryota; Metazoa; Chordata; Aves; Passeriformes; Pipridae
Gene: CCND1
Product: cyclin D1
Exons: 5
Coding region: 262-1140 (292 amino acids)
Biological process (GO): mitotic cell cycle phase transition; regulation of cyclin-dependent protein serine/threonine kinase activity
Cellular component (GO): cytoplasm; nucleus; cyclin-dependent protein kinase holoenzyme complex
Molecular function (GO): cyclin-dependent protein serine/threonine kinase regulator activity
Source: RefSeq, a predicted model, not a curated record